Messenger RNA from Oppiella nova, 670 nucleotides. The record is from the annotation of a GenBank genome assembly. NCBI's taxonomy places the organism in Eukaryota, Metazoa, Arthropoda, Arachnida, Sarcoptiformes, Oppiidae.
GUUUAUGAAUACCAAAAACCACACCAUUUUCGAGCUAAAUAUGUCCGACGAUUAUGUCAUAAGAUCGCCGAAACGUGACUAUGAGAUACCGGACACGUCUGUCGGCGCUUUUGUGGCCAAAGUGUUGGCACAACUCGACUCCCAAACCAAAUGUAUUGUCAAUGCCAUCGAUGGCUCACAAUUGACGGUCAAAGGGUUGACAACGAAAUGCCAGUCCAUAGCCUGGGCUUUGAUUAAGCGAGGGAUCACUAAAUCGGAUACUAUAUUGACGUUCGCCGAGAAUAGCACCGAAUUAGCGGUCGUAAUGUUUGCCGCAAUGUUUUUAGGCGUAACCCUAUACCCGAUUACACCCAUCGCUAAUGUCUACGAAUUGGAUCAGUUGAUGGACACAUUGGGACCGCUUUUCGUAUUCACAUCCACUGCCAAAUCGGCGGUCAUCGAGAAUAUCAUAAGCAAACGCAUGAACGAGAGGCAAAUGGUUAGGUUUGUGUCCGUUUUGGACAAUAACCACAAUAUAUACGUGCCGUACGAGCGGCUACUGGACGAGGGCUCGGAUCACACGCUAGACGCCAUUCCCUACUUCGCCGUUAAGCCCAAGAAAGACAUCGCUAUUUUGAUGCAGAGCUCCGGCACGUCGGGUGUUCCCAAGUCGGUGAUGAUCUCGCAUAAA